UCCUUGAGGGGACGUUGUUGAGAAAAGUUUGUUUCCAGUCGGACAUUUCUGUUAGCGAGCAUUUUAAAGGGUCUUUUAAAAGAAAAACAAGGAAAAUAAUAUUCCAAUUAAGUUUCAACGCCGCAAUUAGUCAAUUCCAAGCCGGGUUUUGAGGAUGAAAUAAUAUUCCUGAAAUCGCCAAGUUGUAUGUCUUGCGGCGCAGGCUUUGAGGAGCGAUCGGGAGAUGCAGCUACUUGCGGGGAUACUGCUGUUCCUUUCGGCGCUGGGCUGCUGCCGAGCCGGCUCCUUGCGGCUACCUCUGAAGGUCUCCCCCACCUACAACGCCUCGGGAGAGUUGCUGGAAAAGCGGAGCCGGCUACUGGAGGGUAUCUCCCUCGCCUCUAAGCCGGUGGGUUCGGUCAGCUUCGUAAGUAUGGUCAACAACCUGAAAGGAGACGUGGGCAGAGGUUAUUACCUGGAAAUCCUAAUAGGGGUGCCUGCACAGAAGAUGAAUAUAUUGGUUGAUACGGGGAGCAGUAAUUUUGCUGUGGCUGGAGCACCAUCUAGUAAUGUGGAGACCUACUUUAACCCACAACGAUCUACCACCUACAAAUCUCUAAAUUUGGAUGUCUCCGUCAGAUACACCCAGGGAAGCUGGAUGGGUCAACUUGGGACAGAUGUCAUGACCAUUCCAAAAGGUCUCAAUGGCACUGUUACUAUCAAUAUUGCCACUAUCCUUCAAUCAGAGGACUUCUUCUUGCCUGGAAUUAAAUGGCAAGGGAUUCUGGGUCUGGCCUACAGAAUGUUAGCUAAACCAUCCAGUUCGGUGGAGCCUUUCUUUGACUCCUUAGUGAGGCAGUUGGGGAUUCCAGAUGUAUUCUCACUCCAGAUGUGCGGUGCAGGCUUGUCACUAAGAGCUGAAGAGCAAUCCAGCCCAGUGGAAGGGAGUUUGAUUAUGGGUGGAAUUGAACCAAGUCUUUCUCAGGGGGAAACUUGGUACACCCCUAUCAAAGAAGAAUGGUACUACCAAAUCGAGGUUCUUAAACUGGAAGUGGGAGGACAAAAUCUGAACUUGGACUGCACAGAGUACAACACUGACAAGGCCAUCGUGGACAGUGGCACCACCCUCCUGCGCCUACCAGUGAAUGUCUUUCUUGCAGUUGUGAUGGCCAUUAAAGAAGGCUCAAAGGUUGAGGAGUUUGCUGAUGGGUUUUGGUCAGGAAGUCAGCUGGCCUGUUGGCCACAAGGAACCAAACCUUGGUCUUUCUUCCCCAAAAUCUCCAUCUACCUUCGAGGGGAGAAUGCUACGCAGUCUUUCCGCAUCACCAUCUUGCCACAGUUGUACAUCCAGCCAAUGGCAGAUAUUGGAGCACUGGUAGAAUGCUAUAGAUUUGGAAUCUCUUCAUCAUCUAAUGGGUUGGUUUUGGGUGCCACAGUGAUGGAAGGUUUCUACGUAAUCUUUGAUCGAGCACAGAAACGUGUUGGAUUUGCUACCAGCUCAUGUGCAGUCGUUGAUGGUUCCUCGGUGUCUGAAAUUGCUGGUCCGUUCUCAGUGGCUGAUGUUUCAAACAACUGCUUCAGGGAAAGGCGAAGGACAGAGCCCGCACUCUGGAUCAUUUCCUACUCUCUCAUUGCACUGUGUGGCAUUACCCUCUUCAUUUCCAUCAUCCUGCUCGUUCUCCCCUGUGGCCAGCGCAACAGCAAUGGUCUCACUGAUGAUUCAUCACUGAUUAGGCAUCGCUGGAAAUAACGCCACGCACUUCAUCCGCAGAGCAUGUUGGAGCAGAUGCUGUGGUAUUUGCACUAAUGGCACUGGUGUACCCUGGUGUCCAACAAACAAUGAUGGCGGUUUGAAAAUGUUACAUAGAUGACUAAUGCUGUGCCAAUGGUGGAAACUGAACCUUAAAUAUGUGCUGACGUUGACAUGUAUUAUCCCAUAAAGCAUUCUGCAAUGGAGUGAGCUUUACUCUACACCAAUCAGUUGCCCGACCUGUCUUUAGACUGGAUCCACUGAAUGAGAAUCAUGCUGGAAGCAGGCAUUUUAUGUAGAUCUUGGUGUUUUCGUCUCUUCCUCUCCCCCCCCCCCCCCUUUGACUUACAAAGGAUGUGGGUGGGGGUUUCUUGGGGGGUGGGGGGGGGGGGAAUUGGAGGAAGAGUUGCGUGACGUGAGAUUGUGGGUGGAUUUUCAAUGUGCAAUAUCAUUGUCCCUUAGCUUAUGACAUUACAAGGGACAGAGCUACACAAAAUGCCCAUGCCACCUAUAUUCUUGCCCACAACCAUUUUGAAACACUGAAUAAGGAAGGAUGGACAAUAUUGCUAGGCAUGCAUCCGUUUUCUCUAUUUUUGGAUUACAAGAAAACUCAAUUGAAUGAAUUUGUUUUUUUUUACUUGAAGGUGAUUUUUUUUACUGUCAACUACCAAGGUUAAGCCAAUAUUUUUAUGCUUAAACUCUUGACACUUUAAAGCAACCCACAGAGUGUGGCUUUUUACUUGGCACCUCCACCUAGUACAUUUUUCAGCUGGCCAUAAUUGUAAUGUUCCCAGGACUGCCUUGUUGUUUCUAAUUGCCUUACCACUGUUUGCUAAGCCAUAUACUUGAACCCAGCCUGUUGCUACUGAUCCUGAGCAGAUCAAGGCUGUAGUUCACAUAGUUCAACAGAGACAUUUUGAACAAUCCUUGGGUUCUGGUGCCAUCUGGAGUCAGCAAGCAAAACUGCAGCCUUGUAAUUUGUCCCAGUUAGUUAUCUUUGUUCCAAGUACGGUUCCUCCUGUGUGCACAUGUUCCUUUCCUGAUCAUACUUUGUCAAGACCAGCACUGUCAAUUGCCAAUUUCAUAGUCUCAGUUCUGAAGUACCUUUGCAGGGCUUAACAUUACCAAACACCACCUCAUAAUUGCAACAAUUAAGUGGGUAUCCCACUCAACUUCCAGACUGUCUUAAAAAAAUGCCAGUGUUGAUUUCAGCUUGUGGGAUGCCACAGAUUCUACAACAUCUAUGUGGCUGACGGAGGGGGAUGAUUUGGGGGAGGGGGGAGUGGAGGGAGGAGAUGCAGGGGGGAUUUCUUCGUGUCCUGUCCAUGAUCACAGGCCAGUCCCACAGCUGUGCGAGAGGAGGGAUUUGUGGUGCGGAACAAAUUUUCAUUGUUUUCCUGAACUUGGGUAAAAAUUGUUCUCCGAAUGUCUCCUCUUGCAUCCAGUGAAACCUUGUCACUUUGAGUAGGAGUUGGGGAUGAUUGCAGCACAGUCGUGUCUAUCUUGAUCAUCAGUAGAGUUUUUGUCCAACUUGGGAAUUGCCAACAAGGUUGAUAUGAGUUCUUUAUUAAGUCCAGCAUUAACUAAGGUGUGAAGUUAACACAAAGUUUUCUGCUUAUGGGUUUAUUUUGAAGAUCAAACUAUGUGCCAUACUGAACAUUCAAUGCCAACAACACAUGUCUGUAGUAUCAAGACAAGCAUGCAGUAAAUAUCUCUGUUUUACCCAAGACUUGAGAUAUGCACUCCUGCAUUUUCAUUUGUUACACCAGUUGUUCUUUGGCUUUGUAAGUUUAAAUAGAUUUCAAGACUUGCGCAACUUAUUUCAUAUAGGACCCCAAUAAGAUAUGCACUCCUGCAUUUUCAUUUGUUACACCAGUUGUUCUUUGGCUUUGUAAGUUUAAAUAGAUUUCAAGACUUGCGCAACUUAUUUCAUAUAGGACCCCAAUAAAGAUAAUCUAUCAUCAGUCAAAACUCCAUUCCAUGAAAUCAAGGUGCUCAAGCCAGAAACAAAGCCAAAGAUUCAUUUUAAUAAUGACCUUAAAAGCACUUAUUUUGUUCCCCUAAUGAAAUAUUUCUGAAAUGAGAAAUAACAAUUGUGGAAACUUGACACCUUAAAAUGCUUCUGAUGUUUGAAGGAUAUAUUUGCUCAGUAUUACACAGCAUACUGUGGUAACCUCAUUCUUAAAGAUGAAACCUCUUUUCAGAUGUCCAGCCCUGCAAUUUUCCAAAGAUUAUUAAAAGGUUUAUAAUAUAUUAUAAAUUUUCAGUCUACUACAGCACAGCCAUCUUGGGAUUAUGUGAGGGGCAAACUAGUCACUUUAACACAAUAGCAAUUAAAUUAUGAGUAAAACUCCAGGGGUUUUGUAAGUCUUAAAUAAAAUGAAGGCUGUCAGUAAUUUUCUUUUUUGUUCACAUUAAAUUUAAGAUAGAUUUCAUAUGUAGAAGAACUUGCUUAAAUUACUUUGCAUUUAUAAAACACUUAUAUGAAGAUUAAAGAAAAAUUUAGCCAGGUAAGAAAUCUCGUUGUUAAAUUUAAAAUUUGUGUCUAUUCAUUGAUAGCUUUGACCAUACUGAUGAGUGGGCAUGCACUGAAGGUAGAAGUUUUCUUUAAAACACGUAGCUUCUGCUACUAGGUAUGCAGCAAAGGAUAUUGCAGGGUUGACUGUGGCUGGUAGCUGUCUUUUCUGACAGUCAUGUGUUCAAGCUUGCUCUAGGACCAAACACUCACUAGUCCCCUGCUCCUAGAGGGUGCUGUUGUGGGUAUUGUCUUUUACUAAGACAUUUAAAUUAAGGUUCUGUCUUCCCUUUCAAGGUGGACAUAUGCGGUCCCAGGGUAUUUUAGUUUGAAGAAGAUGAGCAGAUGAAUUAGCCACAGUAUAUCCCUGAACCAAUAUCACUGAAGUACAUUGUGUGGUCAUUAUUAUGCCACUGUUUGGCUGGCAGAUUUCCUACAUUACAACAGGGACUACGCUUGUUACUUUAAAGCACACAGCUACUGCUACUGGCUCUGUUGCUAAGGAUCUUGCAGUGUUAACUGUAGCAGCAGCCAUCUCACCUGGGGAAGGUGGUCUACUAAACAUAAAUGAAGUCCUGAGCUUAUGAAAGGUGCCACAGUACACAAGUUUGCUGCUUUUCCUUCAACUAAGCUUUGCAGGUCUCUCUCACUAGAGGAUGGAAAUGAGGACUGGCCUUAAGUCUUCCAGACAAAGAUGAGGACUGAUAAAGUCAAUCAGCCCCUUGCAUCUACUCCACUAUUUAGCUGAUCUUUUACUUCAGUAUCAUUUUUUUGGUACUAAUCCCUUGUCCCUUCAUUCUCUUAAGACAUAAAUCAAAAGAUUUUUGAAUAUUAAGAAGUCCUAUAUAGUAGGAGCAAGAUGCCUCUGCUCUUAAAAGUGAAAUGCACCUGUAAUAAAGGACAUGAUACCAUUAACUUUCCAAAUUACUUUCUGUAGCUGCAUGUUAACUUUUAGUGAUCCAUGUGGAAGGACACCUAGAUCUCUUUGAAUACCAACUCCUUUCAGUCUGUUGAUUGCUACCCAGUACCACAUGCUGGAGCCCACAUCAGUCAACAGGCAGGUGGGCUCCAUCACAGCUGAGCAACCUAUGGCCACUUGACAUCCAGCAUUGCAUUCGAGGCAAAAUAUCAAGUGCCUAAUAUUGGGGGGAUGUGUGCAGGGGCAUCAUCUGCUGGGUAGAAUCAUGAAACCAUUCUUAUUGGGGAAAUCUGAACAAAGUUAAUAGGCCACGCAUGAUAGAAAGAGGCACUGUCACUGGAAAAAUCGUGGGCAAGAAUUGUUUCUAUUAAUGACCAAACAUUGUGUGACUUGCUGUUUUGUGUGUGAUGUCAUUGUCAUGAUAUUACAAGGGCUUCUAUCGAUUUAUCCUUAAACACCCCCAACCCAUCCACACACACAUGCAAACUCCAUACAGACAGCACUGGAGGUCAGGAUCAAACGUAGGUUGCUGGAGCUGUGAGGCAGAGUUCUACUAGUGAUGCCACUCCAACCUGGGUCAUAGCUGGCACCUUUACUAUUAUCUGUUCCUGAAUCUCCUCCCCUACACUGCCUCCCCAUCCAAUCCUCUAACACCCUCUCAGACACCCUCUCAGUCACCCUCACUCCAACCCUGCUGUGUUCUGGGUACUUCUCCCCCUUUGAUACCUCGCUCUCCUCCCCCUUUGAUACCUCGCUCUCCUCCCCAUACCCUCCCUCACUUUCCAGCCCUGGGGACAAAAACUCAGCACAGAAUUUUGUUUGCAGUGGGUUGGAACCUUGGGUAAGUUUUUCAGUUGGCUGCUGGUUGGAACCUCCGGAAUGAGCUGGAACUGAACAAACUGCCCGUAGAAACCAAGAGCAGGCGGGGGGGGGGGGUCAAGGGAAGGGUUGGCUGGAUGUGGCGAAGAGGAGGGAAUGGGUAAGGGCAUCUGUGCCUGAGCCUGUUCAUGUGUCUGAGAGUACCAGAGGCAUGUCCAUGUGUCCACCUGUGUGAGUUAACAUCCAUUCAGCGGAGCCUGGUCUCCAGUCAUCUUAAAGUUCAAGUUUAUUUUCACAGGCAUACAUACGCAGGGUAUAAAUCCUAAUGAAAAUUAGCUUUUUGCAGCUGCACAGUACAUUGCAAACAUAAACUUAACAUAAAUUAUACAUAAUUUGCAUGACAAAAUAAACAUAAUAACAUUAGUGCAGAGAGAAAAAGAAAUAAGAUCCAUCUGGACCCAGUUGCCAUUGGCCAAUGCCUCCCACUCCGCCAAGCACAAACAACGGCCAGCCCAUGUUCAAAGAAUCCAUGCACGUGAAUAUCCACUCCUCGGUUUCCAAUCUUAUUACAAGCUAUUAGUAAUUAUAUGUUGCAUAAGCCUGCAUUUCGCUAAAGUGCCGCAUAAUUCUGCCCAAGGUUAAAUGCAUUGCUGUGAUAAUGUCAUAGCUGACAAUCCCUAGGUAUAAAACAAUAAGACAAUUACUUCCUCUUUUCAAAAAUGAGUUCCACUCUGUUUGCCAAUGAUCAUAACAUUUGCUAACGAAAGAAACAUGCACCUGAAUGUACCUUUCCCAGGUUGUUCUGCUGUCUGGGUGAAUUUCAAAAAUGAGUUCCACUCUGUUUGCCAAUGAUCAUAACAUUUGCUAACGAAAGAAACAUGCACCUGAAUGUACCUUUCCCAGGUUGUUCUGCUGUCUGGGUGAAUGCAAAGUGGAAUGGAAAAUAGAAGUAUUUCCCAGGACUUUGACCUCAGAUUUCUCCUAUCCACAAUAUUUCUUAAUUGCAUUUUUCUUAAUCUCAUUGUGAUUGCUGCUAUGAUUACUUUUAUCCCUUA
Pristis pectinata (smalltooth sawfish) is the source of this 7037-nucleotide messenger RNA. It is a transcript of the gene bace2, whose product is annotated as beta-secretase 2. Gene Ontology annotation, biological process: amyloid-beta metabolic process; membrane protein ectodomain proteolysis. The record is from RefSeq and is a predicted model, not a curated record. The transcript has 9 exons. Lineage: Eukaryota; Metazoa; Chordata; Chondrichthyes; Rhinopristiformes; Pristidae. Gene Ontology annotation, molecular function: aspartic-type endopeptidase activity. Gene Ontology annotation, cellular component: endosome; membrane; trans-Golgi network. Bases 224 to 1729 code for a protein of 501 amino acids.